GGAGAAAGAGGAGGUGCCUGAGAACAGGGAGGCGGAAUAUGCAGAGAGUCUGAGGCAGCUCUCAAAGCUCAGGGACAGACAGGAGCUAAUAUAAACGUGCUGCCCUUCACUCGGGGCUAACAGGGGCUAAGAAAACAGCGCUACCUCUGUCGCCCGACCUCCUGCGCUUCAAAGAGACAGCGGGACGCGCGGAGCUCCGGCCCAUGUAGAGCGGCCAGCGGCCAUGGCCACGCUGGAGGGCUGCCGCUGCCGGGGUGCCAGCGGCCGGAACAACAACAGCAUCCUCUACAGCAUUUUAAAGAGUGACAACCUUGUGCCCACCGAGGAACAUCAACAACAACAACAACAUCCCCAACAACAAACAUUGCAACACUUGCUCAACAAGACCUCCUCCUCCUCCUCCUCUGCCACCGCCGCCCCAGCCUCGCUGCAGGAGCUCCGGCAGCAGGCGUGCUCCUGCGGCUCGACGCGCCGCCGAGGCAUCCUGCGCUCCCCGCAGGUGACGUGCAAAGCCGCCUCGGCGGUGCUGGUGAAGACGCUGCGCUUCGUGAAAAACGUGCCCUGUUUCCGCGAGCUGCCCGAGGACGACCAGCUGAUGUUGAUCCGGAGCGGAUGGGCGCCUCUGCUCGUGCUGGGGCUGGCGCAAGACCGGGUGGACUUUGAGACCACGGAGACCGUGGAGCCCAGCAUGCUGCAGCGCAUCCUCACGGGUGUACCGGACAGGCAGAGCGAGGUGCUGGCCGGCCAGAGCAGGGGGGUGGCCGGGGUCUCUGUCGUGGAUAUCGAAGCGAUCAAAGCGUUCCUGAAGAAGUGCUGGAGUGUAGAUAUCAGUACCAAGGAGUAUGCGUAUCUGAAAGGAGCUGUGCUGUUCAACCCAGAUGUGGAGGGUCUGCGCUGCCUCCACUACAUCCAGUCCCUGCGUCGGGAGGCGCACCAGGCUCUCAACGAGCACGUCCGGCUGAUCCACCGCGAGGACACCACUCGGUUCGCCAAGCUGCUCAUAGCCCUGUCCAUGCUGAGGGCCAUCAGCCCACCGGUGGUCGCUCAGCUCUUCUUCAGACCCGUUAUAGGGACCGUCAGCAUCGAGGAGGUGCUCAUGGAGAUGUUCUACGGGAAGUAGAGGACAAGUCCACAGUGGACCGAGACAUGAAUUCAGCACAUCCAGCUGCCAGAGGGGACUGACACGCUCCAGAGCUCUGACUGGGUGGGGAGGUGAGGGCAGGAUGGAGAGGAUGUUUUAGAGACUGAAUUUGCAACUACUGUAUGUGGGGGAUUUUCAAGGACUGGGAGAUGACCACCACAGGCAAAAGAGUGUGUGUGUGUGUGUGUGUGUGUAAGUGUGUGUGCAUGAGAGAGUGAGAGACAGGACGAGAGUGUGUUGAAGGCAAGAGAUGUUAUUAAUAGAGGAAAAAAAUACAAAGCAGCU
Messenger RNA from Epinephelus fuscoguttatus (brown-marbled grouper), 1426 nucleotides. RefSeq names its product nuclear receptor subfamily 0 group B member 1-like. Gene Ontology annotation, molecular function: transcription factor binding; transcription corepressor activity. The coding region runs from base 224 to 1120 and encodes 298 amino acids. The record is from RefSeq and is a predicted model, not a curated record. Gene Ontology annotation, cellular component: cytoplasm; nucleus. The transcript has 2 exons. Gene Ontology annotation, biological process: negative regulation of transcription by RNA polymerase II. Lineage: Eukaryota; Metazoa; Chordata; Actinopteri; Perciformes; Serranidae.